Molecule: messenger RNA, 1572 nt
Organism: Saccharomyces mikatae IFO 1815
Lineage: Eukaryota; Fungi; Ascomycota; Saccharomycetes; Saccharomycetales; Saccharomycetaceae
Gene: RPN3
Product: proteasome regulatory particle lid subunit RPN3
Exons: 1
Coding region: 1-1572 (523 amino acids)
Biological process (GO): ubiquitin-dependent protein catabolic process; regulation of protein catabolic process
Cellular component (GO): proteasome complex; proteasome regulatory particle, lid subcomplex
Molecular function (GO): enzyme regulator activity
Source: RefSeq, a predicted model, not a curated record
AUGGCUAGCGCUGCAGUGAUGAUGGAUGUGGACUCCUCUGGGGUCAAUGAUUUGCACUAUUCCGAAAAGAAAUUUCCAGAACAAGAUCAGAUUCAGGAACUCUUGAACGUUUUGAACGAGAUCUCGAAGACUACCGUAACAUUGGACCCAAGAUACAUAUGGAGGAGUUUGAAGGAUUUGAGCUCUUUGAGAAACCAAGAGCUUUUGAAUGCAGAAACCUUAUCUUUUACAGUGAAUGUCCUUUACCCUGAAUCUUCGUCAUUUAAGAAAAAUCUGUUGAAAUUCAUUAACUCUAACCAUAAAUCAUCCGUACCAGAGUCAAAUGAGCUAAGAAAUUCUUAUCCGGCAGCCUUUUAUUCAGUGAACACUGAAAAAAAGACCAUUGAAGUGACGCCUGAAAUCAACUGCUUUAUACAUCUGUUAGUUCAAUUGUUUUUAUUGGACAAUAAGAAAUUGGAAGAAUUGGUAGCAUUUAAUAGGAAGGUGGUUAUUCCAAAAUUAUUGUGUUUUUACAAUUUGCGUUCCUUAAAUUUGAUUAACGCCAAGUUAUGGUUUUACAUCUAUUUGAGUCAUGAAACAUUAGUGCGCGAGUCAACGGGGAUUGACAAUGACAAUCAAAAUAUAAUCCUAAGGUCCACCAUGAUGAAAUUCUUGAAAAUUGCUUCCUUGAAACAUGACAAUGAAACCAAAGGCAUGCUGAUUAACCUAAUCUUAAGGGAUUUUUUGAACAAUGGCGAAGUUAGUAGCGCGUCCAACUUUAUUUCUAAAUUAGAAUUCCCUCACAUAGACGUUUCCAGCUCAUUGGAGGCAAGAUAUUUCUUUUACUUGUCAAAGAUUAAUGCCGUUCAAUUAGAUUAUUCCACUGCGAACGAAUAUAUCAUUGCAGCCAUAAGAAAAGCUCCACAUAACUCCAAAAGUUUGGGGUUUUUACAACAGUCAAACAAACUACAUUGUUGUAUCCAAUUACUAAUGGGUGAUAUUCCAGAAUUAUCAUUUUUCCAUCAAUCAAAUAUGCAGAAAUCCCUCCUGCCUUAUUACCACUUAACGAAGGCCGUCAAAUUAGGUGACCUGAAAAAAUUUACGUCUACAAUCACAAAGUAUAAACAAAUACUAUUGAAAGAUGACACUUAUCAACUUUGUGUGAGGUUAAGAUCUAACGUCAUCAAGACAGGUAUUAGAAUCAUCUCCUUGACUUACAAGAAAAUUUCAUUAAGGGACAUUUGCUUGAAACUGAAUUUGGAUUCGGAGCAAACCGUAGAAUACAUGGUUUCAAGAGCUAUUAGAGAUGGCGUUAUCGAUGCUAGGAUUAAUCACGAAGAGGGCUUUAUUGAAACCACAGAAUUACUGAACAUCUAUGACAGCGAAGACCCCCAACAAGUAUUCGAUGAAAGAAUUAAAUUUGCCAAUCAAUUACAUGAUGAAUACCUUGUUUCCAUGAGGUAUCCAGAGGAUAAAAAAACUCAACACAAUGGAAAGAAUGAAAACGGUGAAAAUGAUGAUGACAUGCUUGAUGGCGAUUUACUGGACGAUAUAUCUGAUAUCUCGGAUCUCGAUGAUUUGGGAUUCUUAUAA